Molecule: messenger RNA, 4241 nt
Organism: Thalassophryne amazonica
Lineage: Eukaryota; Metazoa; Chordata; Actinopteri; Batrachoidiformes; Batrachoididae
Product: histone-lysine N-methyltransferase EHMT2-like
Cellular component (GO): nucleus
Molecular function (GO): zinc ion binding; histone methyltransferase activity; p53 binding
Source: RefSeq, a predicted model, not a curated record
GGCUGGCGAAACGGCACGCACGUCGUACGUCAGCACGCUCUGAGAAACAUGUCUGCAUCUGAGAGCGAGACGACGACAAAGGAGUCUGCUAAAGAAGAUGUCUUAGAAAUACAAGCAGCACAGAUACCGGAGCCAGGUCAAGAAAAGAAAGAUAACGGCUCCUGCACAGCUGGAGAUGAGAAGACUGAACCCAUGGGAGGUAUUUCAUCGUUGUUGUCAUCACAACUACAGUUUGGGAAGGAUAAUUCCAAAGCGUUAGAGGAAGAUGAAAAACAGUCCUCUGUUUCCUCUCCACCAAACAAAUAUGCUGCAGGACAUGCAGCAAAGUCACUUCCAUCACUUUCCUCUUCACUGUCCUCGUCUCCUUCUACUUCUUCAGCAUUUUCCCCUGGCCGAGCAAAGAUGAGUGUUUCUGGACCUAGCAGCAGUAAACCUGUCUUGCCACCUGCGCCUCUCUCUUCCUCAUCCUCUUCUGCCACACCUUCCUCAUCUCCAUCUGUGUCUCCAUCCCCACACAAGAUACAUCGAGCACGCAAGACUAUGAACAGGCCACCCCUAACACAGAUGGCCAAUGUUGAGAGCCCAGUUGGACCUGUGAUUAUUUCAGGGUCCUCUUCCUGCCUUUCCACUGACACUGAAACAGCUGCAAAAAGGAGAAGACUGGAUUUGUCUGAUAACACCCAUGAGAAGUCUGAGAACAUUCCCAACAGUGCUCAAACUGUGGAAGAAGCUUUGUUCCAUAAAAGAGUGGAGUCUGUUACAAAGUCCUUACCAAUGAAAAGUAGCAGCUGUGUGAGGAAAUCUGAGGAGGGAGCAGAAGAGACAAUUCAGCUUGACAUUCAGUCAAGCCAAGACUCAAAUAAGAGUUCACAGUCUGACACACAGAGUGGUGUCCAGAUUAGAAAUGAAAGUGAUGAUUCUUCAUGGCUGCAAUCAGAUCAAGACAAAGACGGAAACACCACUGAUGUGGUGGAGAUACGGGGAGGAGUAAAUCCUACUGAAUACACAGAGGUUCCAUUAGGUGCACUGGACAUCGCUGCUGCUGACAGUCUGACGCUUUCUCCUAAUCAUGACGACAGCGACGCAGGAGAUACAGAGCGGAUGGAGGAGCUUCCUCUGUGCAGCUGUAGGAUGGAGGCCCCACGUGUUGACAACACCAAUCACAUUGUCAGCAGACAGUGCAUGGCCACUGAGAGCAUCAAUGGAGAGCUGAGGGCUUGCACCAGUCGGACUAUUAAAGGGGAAACAAUGCGGCCAUCAAGUCGCGUGGCCCUCAUGGUUCUUUGCGAUGCCCAUCGCUCACACAUGGAACACCACUGCUGCCCCGGUUGUGGAUACUUUUGUCUCACGGGAACCUUUCUGGAGUGCUGCCCAGACCAGCGCAUUGCUCACCGUUUCCACCGUGGCUGUGUGACAGUGCUGGCCGGCGGGCGCAACCGCGGAAACGGGGAGAUGCUUUUUUGCCCACACUGUGGUGAGGAUGCCUCAGAGGCUCAAGAGGUCACCAUCCCCUCCUUCAGCUCAGCUAUGCCCUCCUCAGCCACAGUUGUAACCAUGUCAGCUUCCUCUACUACCACCCCAUCUCUCCCACCACCCACCCCCACGGCACCGUCCUUCACAGCCUCCACAGGUGGAAUGAAGGAUGGGAAAAUGCCUGAAAGACCCGUCAGUGCGCGUAUGCGUAGCCAUGGGCUAGCAGCGCAGGAAGUGGAACAGCAGCAGCCACCGCAGAUUGUAGUCUCAGCAGCCCCUGAGACAUUAAUACCCCCAGCAGAGGAGGGCGUGGACAGUGUGGGACCUUCCCUUUGCAUGCCAAAUGGAAAACCCAUCAGCCCCAGUGCACUUCCACCUGGGCCCAGCAGGACUGCACUUCAGAAAGCCAUUCUUUCACAGGACACUGAGAGGAGGAAGAAACUAAGGUUCCACCCCCGUCAGCUCUACCCUGCUGCCAAGCAAGGCGAGGUGCUGAGAGUCCUGCUUAUGCUGAUGGAAGGUAUCGAUCCAACAUACCAGCCUGAUUCUCAGAACAGACGCUCUGCAUUACAUGCUGCAGCACAAAGAGGUCUGUUGGAAGUCUGUUACAUACUAGUACAGGCUGGUGCUGAAGUUGAUGCCAAAGACAAAGCUAUGAGGACCCCUUUGUUGGAAGCAAUCGUCAACAAUCAUGUGGAGGUGGCUCGUUACCUGGUCCAGAGUGGUGCAUGUGUUUACCAUGUUGAGGAGGAUGACUACACUGGCCUCCACCAUGCAGCCAAGUUGGGCAACCUGGAAAUUGUCAACAUGCUACUGGAGACGGGGCAGGUUGAAGUAAAUGCACAAGACAGUGGUGGCUGGACACCGAUCAUCUGGGCUGCAGAGCACAAACACGUUGAGGUGAUCAAAGCACUGCUAAACAGAGGAGCUGAUGUCACCAUCACUGACAAGGAGCUGAACGUGUGCCUCCACUGGGCAGCGUAUGCAGGAAGCGUGGACAUAGCGGAGCUGGUUUUGAACGCGGGCUGUUCCCUAGCUUCAAUGAAUAUUCAUGGAGAUACGCCGCUCCACAUCGCUGCCAGAGAAGGCUUCUUGGAAUGUGUUACGUUGUUCCUGUCCAGAGGUGCAGAUAUUGAUAUCAUCAACAAAGAAGGAGACACACCCCUCAGCCUCGCACGGGUCGAUUCUCCGGUUUGGGUUGCGCUUCAAAUUAACAGGAAGCUGCGAAGAGGAAUAACAAAUCGCAUGAUUCGGACAGAAAGGAUCAUUUGCAGUGAUAUUGCACAGGGCUACGAAAAUGUGCCCAUUCCAUGUGUGAAUGCAGUGGAUGAUGAAGGCUGUCCUUCAGACUACAAAUACAUUUCAGAAAACUGUGAAACUUCAGCAAUGAACAUAGACCGCAACAUUACACAUUUACAGCACUGCAGCUGCACUGACGACUGCUCAUCCAGUAACUGCCUCUGCGGGCAGCUCAGCAUUCGCUGCUGGUAUGACAAGGACCAACGUUUGCUGCAGGAGUUCAACAAAAUUGAACCUCCACUUAUAUUUGAAUGUAACAUGGUGUGUUCCUGUCACAGAACAUGCAAGAACAGGGUGGUGCAGGCUGGCAUCAAAGUUCGUCUUCAGCUCUACAGGACAGAGAAGAUGGGCUGGGGGGUGCGAGCUUUGCAGGACAUUCCACAGGGAAGCUUCAUCUGCGAGUAUGUGGGGGAGCUGAUCUCUGACGCUGAGGCAGACGUUAGAGAAGACGAUUCCUAUUUGUUUGACUUGGACAACAAGGACGGGGAGGUGUACUGCAUUGAUGCACGGUACUAUGGCAACAUCAGCCGCUUCAUUAACCACCUCUGUGAUCCCAACCUGAUCCCAGUGCGCGUGUUCAUGCUGCACCAGGACCUGAGAUUUCCCCGCAUUGCCUUCUUCAGCUCCAGAGACAUCCUCAGUGGACAAGAGCUCGGGUUUGACUACGGAGAUCGCUUUUGGGACAUAAAAAGCAAGUACUUCACUUGUCAGUGUGGCUCGGAAAAAUGCAAGCACUCGGCCGAGGCCAUCGCGUUGGAGCAGAGCAGGCUGGCUCGAAUGGAGGCCUGCGUGGAAUCAGGAAUUGACUGUGGGAUGAGUACGGUGGGAAACUCUUAACACCCAUGAGGCCUUUGCAUCGACCACAUCAGUCAAUCAUGCAGAGCAUUGGAAGUGCACCUUUGUUCUAAUCGUUCUAUUUGGUGCUGUUUUUGUACUUGAAAUUGUUUUGUUUUAUUUGUUUUUGUAGGUCAACUUUGCCACUCCAGAGUUGUCAUUUCAUUUCCCUUACAGUCGAGGGCGCAGGCCUUAACAUAUUUUUAAACUGUGAGGAAGUGAUGUAUAAGGAAAAUUACAUGACUUUGUAAUUAAACAUGUUUACUGUGUAAUACUUUAUAUUUCUGACUCCAUAUCAAGUUGUUUUUGCUUUUUGUCUUCUGUCAAGUAAUUUUCAGUGCUGUGCCAAGAAGUACGCAGAUGCAAAGUGUAAUUCCUGAUGGAUUGUGUAGGGACAAAACAAUGGUGGUUUGUUCUGAUGAUGGUAUUAUGUUUUUUUUUUUUUUUUUAACAUUGUAUGUGUUUUUAAAGUAAUGUGGAAUGAAUAAGCUCACAAAUUGAUCUUUCAUUGUUCUUUUUAUAUCAGUACUUAGUACAGGAAAUUUAAAGUGUUUUCAGAAGAUUUGACCACAGUGCACACGGAAUAAACAGGAGUCUCACAAUUUUACUGGCCAUUAGACCUCUACUACACUCUG